This is a messenger RNA of Chondrus crispus (carragheen), 1101 nucleotides long. RefSeq names its product Disulfide-isomerase, PDIA-1 Endoplasmic reticulum secreted. Gene Ontology annotation, molecular function: protein disulfide isomerase activity. The record is from RefSeq and is a predicted model, not a curated record. Gene Ontology annotation, biological process: protein folding. NCBI's taxonomy places the organism in Eukaryota, Rhodophyta, Florideophyceae, Gigartinales, Gigartinaceae. Bases 1 to 1101 code for a protein of 366 amino acids. The transcript is spliced from 4 exons. Gene Ontology annotation, cellular component: endoplasmic reticulum.
AUGCUUCCGUUUCACCUCGUAAUCCCACUUGUCCUCGCGUCGCUCUGGGGUGUAUCCUCAGCUUUGUUCUACAGAGAUAUCACAUCCGACAAUUUCGACAAACUAAUCGAUUCGUCGCAGGCCGCCAUCAUGCUCGAAUUCUACGCACCAUGGUGCGGACAUUGCAAGGCCCUUGCUCCCGAGUACGAGCGCCUGGGCACGACGUUUGCGACAUCGAAAGAUAUCAUCAUUGCUCAGGUCGAUGCCGACAAGAAUAAGGAUCUCGGCGAGCGGUUCGGCAUUUCUGGGUUUCCGUCUCUAAAGUGGGUAGCGAAGGGCGGGGAUGUCGACAAGCCUGAGGAUGUCACGGCUGGGCGUACAGCUGAUGAGCUGCUCAAGUUUGUGAAUGAAAAGAUGGGAACUUCGAAGAAACUCUUGGAACCGCGAUCCAGCGUCACCGUCGUGACGGGUGAUAACUUCAAGGAUAUCGUCAUGGCUAAGGAUAAGGUCGCGCUUGUCGGCUUUUUCGCACCUUGGUGUGGUCAUUGCAAGGCCUUGAAGCCAACCUGGGAACAGCUCGCAACCCUGUACGCGGAUGAGAAAGAUGUGGUCAUCGGGUCAGUGGAUUGCGAUGAAGAAGGGGAUCUGGCCGCUGCAAACGACGUGCAAGGUUUUCCACACAUUAAAAUUUUCGGGCGCGACGCGGAAGAAGGGGAGGAUUACAACGAAGCGGGUCGUUCGCUUGACGAGUUCGUGAAGUUCGUGAACGAGAAGGCCGGGCUGGACAUCACAACGGACGGGGGGGUAUCGCCGACCGGCGGAGUCGUUGCGGAGAUCGCAGAGCACAUCAAGUCGUUCGUGGCCGCGUCCUCGGAUGACGAGCGCAAGAAGGUGACGGACACUUGCCACGCGGCGGUAGAGAAACUGGACGAGACGGCAAAGAAAAAUUUCAAGUAUUAUGUGAAGGUGUUCAAGAAAAUUGCAGACCAGGGCGUGGAGUUCGCAUCUAUGGAGAAAGCGCGUCUGUUGAAGAUGCUUGAAAGCCCUGAUAACCUGAAGGCGUCCCAGAAACGAAACUUCAUGCGGCGAGUUAAUGUGUUGAGCGCGUUCGACGAACUGUAA